This is a messenger RNA of Coccidioides posadasii C735 delta SOWgp, 901 nucleotides long. RefSeq lists its product as uncharacterized. NCBI's taxonomy places the organism in Eukaryota, Fungi, Ascomycota, Eurotiomycetes, Onygenales, Onygenaceae. Gene Ontology annotation, biological process: Golgi to endosome transport; Golgi to plasma membrane protein transport; protein localization to Golgi apparatus. The record is from RefSeq and is a predicted model, not a curated record. Gene Ontology annotation, cellular component: trans-Golgi network; Golgi membrane.
GGCCGAUGUCUUUCUGCCCUUUUCAUAUGCAUUUCUAGUUGUCUCUUUUUCCUGGGACAGAUAUGACCUUCCCCCACUUUUACUGCUGACGCACCUUGAGACGAUUUUCUUUUUGCCCCCCCAUUCCAUGCAACCCCGUCAGCGCAAACCUCGGAGAGCUGGUGCUCUGAAAGAUCUCCCGCCGCUGAUCAUCGUUAAGAAGAUCUUGCUUUUACAGGUCGCGUUUUAUGUUUGCGCUACAAUCUUAAUACUCUUUGCGGCUCUUGUGGCCGGGACUGCAUUUUCACCCGAUCUCAUCCUAAGUUGGCGGACGCUAAGAGGAGAUACGACGAUAGGAUGGACGUUGAGCUUUGUUUGGUUGUUAAAUAGCUUCUUCGGCGUCAUCUUCAUUCUUCUCCUAGUUUCGCGCUCAAAACUCGUUCCCGACUUCGCACUUACCAUACAUUUUAUUCACCUCGUCAUCACAUCUUUCUAUACCCACGAGAUUCCUUCCAACCUCUUAUGGUGGGGAUUACAAGGCGCAAGUUCGGCGCUUAUGACAUUCGUUGGCAUGUGGGCAUGCCAAUACCGGGAGCUUCGGCCGAUCGCUUUCGGCGGCGUUUCGUCCAAUCGAAGAGCAACCGCUCGGACCAUUCCAGAUGCACAUGCAGACAACGAAGACCCAGAAGCCGCAGGCUUCUCUCGAGGGCGAAGCCGGGGGCAUGAUCGGGACGGAGGUGGAGAAUACGAGAUGGUUUCGGUGAAGGAGCCUCCAGAAGAACCCGUAUAGAGAUUUUCUUUACUAUUCUGGAUCAAACAUUCAUCUUUUCGCUCACAAAGUUAUAUACCCUCCAUUUGUACUUGUGGGAGUUGGGGAGUUUGGAAGACGCUGUACUUCUCUGCGCGCUUGUGGUGCCAUGUA